Molecule: messenger RNA, 551 nt
Organism: Lactuca sativa (garden lettuce)
Lineage: Eukaryota; Viridiplantae; Streptophyta; Magnoliopsida; Asterales; Asteraceae
Product: umecyanin
Cellular component (GO): plasma membrane
Molecular function (GO): electron transfer activity
Source: RefSeq, a predicted model, not a curated record
UGCCAUCAGACAAGCUUUAAUCUACAAAAUAGUCCAACAUUUUGGGGCAACCUGAGAAUACGAACACAAAAACGAUCAAAAAUGGCUAAACUAAAGUCAAUCUUGCUUCUGCUAAUGGCGAUGGUGGUUGCAUCAAUGGAGUUCUAUCAAUCGGCGGCAAGAGAGCAUGUCGUCGGCGAUUCCUUCGGGUGGAUCGUGCCACCAAAUGAUGACUUCUACAUUAUUUGGUCACUGCACAAUGUCUUCAAAUUCAAUGACGCGCUUAUCUUUAAUUUCGCCAACGGAUCUCAUACUGUUGCAGAAGUGACGAAGGAGGCGUAUCGGAACUGCGACGCCGGAAACCCCAUCUCGCUCCAUACCACCAGCCCCGCUAGAUUCACCAUUAACAGCCUUGGCAACCAUUUUUACAUCUGCACAAUAGGCCCACAUUGCAAUUCCCAUCAGAAAUUAGCGAUUAGGGUUACCCCCACUGCUAACAACUCGUCUGCAUUGUUGCCGCAUUGAUUUUAUAUGUGUUAUUGAAUUAAUACGAGGAAGUUCUACUUCGAUAA